UCUUGAGUGCAGGAACCAUUCCACCGUGUCUGUGUCCGAGGCCCUGGCCGGGCAGGUAGCACCUGAGGAAAGCUUGCGGAGAGGUGGCACGCGCAGAGCCUACCUAUCGCGGUCAAGUUCAGCUAGUGCCCUAACCAGCAAGUGGUGGAAUCAUCACCAGUUUCCGGAUGAAAAACUGAGGCCCAGAGAGGCUCGACGAUUUCUGUGAAGCUCUGAAGCCCAGGCGUUUCCCGGGCCACCAGGUCGUCCCUGGCCACAGCGGGUUGCCCAGAGAUGAGCGCCUUGACGGACGGAGGGGGGCGGGGGCCGCGGUUGCUUUAAAGCGCCCGGGCCGGGCGGCGCGGGGCGGGGCGCUGUCGGAACCGCGGGGCGCAGGGCGCAGCGGCCAGAGAGGGGUCCCCGGAAGCGCCAGCCGGGCGGGCACGGCGGGGCGCCUCCACCUGGGGCGGGGAGGGAGCGGUGGUAGGUCCCCGCCCGGCGGGGGGGGGGGCGCCGUACGGGGGUGCAGAGUGGCCCGCGUCGCCGCGGAGAUGGCGCGGCACGUGCGGUGACGGUGCCCGCGCCCCGAGGGUCCCAGCCUCGCGUCCCGCGUCCCCGGGCGACCAUGGAGCGCCCGGAGCCCGAGCUGAUCCGGCAGAGCUGGCGGGCGGUGAGCCGCAGCCCGCUGGAGCACGGCACCGUACUGUUCGCCAGGCUGUUUGACCUGGAGCCUGAUCUGCUGCCACUCUUCCAGUAUAACUGCCGCCAGUUCUCCAGCCCGGAGGACUGCCUGUCAUCCCCCGAGUUCCUGGACCACAUCAGGAAGGUGAUGCUCGUGAUUGACACUGCAGUGACCAAUGUAGAGGAUCUGUCCUCGCUGGAGGACUACCUUGCCAGCCUGGGCAAGAAGCACCGUGCAGUGGGUGUGAAGCUCAGCUCCUUCUCGACGGUGGGGGAGUCCCUGCUCUACAUGUUGGAGAAGUGCCUGGGCCCUGCGUUCACACCAGCUAUGCGGGCCGCCUGGAGCCAGCUCUACGGGGCCGUGGUGCAGGCCAUGAGUCGAGGCUGGGAUGGCGAAUAAGAGGCGCGGCCCCUGGGGGGCCCCCCCUGGCGGCUGCCCUCUGUUUGUGUCUGCCUGUUCCUCUGUGUCUGUGGUAGCCCAGGCUCCCUUAGGCCUCCCUGCAUCUUGGUCCUUAUCCCCUUGGCUGUCCUGGGAGGUGACAGAGCAGGACUGGGUCUCUGUCCCCCUCACCUCCAACUGUAGAUGGGGGUGGCUUUUCCUUCCACAAGGGGAUUUCCCUGCACCCCUAGUAGCCUCUUCCUUGCCUGCCUUCUUUCCCUCUGGCAUCCCCUUCUCCACUAGGAGAAGAGCAGUGUUUGGUCACAGACAUGGCGUGGGGCUGGGAAGGUGGAGAGAUCUGAUAGCGCGGGUGCUCGUCAGCCGCCCUCGUCUGGCGGGCCUAGGCCAAGCAGGGGAGUGCUGGG
Molecule: messenger RNA, 1464 nt
Organism: Mustela erminea (ermine)
Lineage: Eukaryota; Metazoa; Chordata; Mammalia; Carnivora; Mustelidae
Gene: NGB
Product: neuroglobin
Exons: 6
Coding region: 605-1060 (151 amino acids)
Molecular function (GO): oxygen binding; heme binding
Source: RefSeq, a predicted model, not a curated record